AUAAAAUAGUUGGCGUUAAAGACGUAAAAGACGUGUGUUUGUGGGACUUUGCGUGGCCGGGAGUCGGAACACCUUUGACAGCUGACAAGUUAGCAACGAGGAGAGGCUCAAUGUACUGGAGGGAAUCCAACAUUCAUGUUGUUUUACUCAUAAAGCAAACAGUAUAAAAAGUGUGAUGGCAGGUUGGGGUGCUGCUGCCUCCAGGUUGACAGAGACGGACUAUGACCAUACACUCAGCCCAGCAUGCAACUAAACCUCUACUAGUCCUGCUGUAACUCCAGAUCCAAGAUCAGCACCAAACAGCCAGCACCCAUCGGAGAGAAUGGACCCAAACUCCAACAGCGAGAGGAAAAAGAUAUCCUGGACCAGUUCACCUGAGGCCCCUUCACUCUAUUCACCAACAUCACCUCAUAGCCGGGAUUCGGCAGCUACCUGUUAGCUUGCUGACAAAUGUUUGCUGAAACUGUUCGCCUGAAGGAGCAUUGAAAAAGACAAGAAACAAUUCAGUGGUUAGGUGUGUAAUCAUGGGGAAAGAACAGGAUCUGCUGGUGGCGGUGAAGACUGGAGAUCUUCUGCUGGCGCACAAACUUCUCUCCAAAGUCAAAUGCAACAAAACCAAGUUGCUGGGCUCCACCAAGAGACUCAACAUCAACUACCAAGACUCAGACGGCUUCUCAGCGCUGCACCAUGCUGCUCUCACAGGCACCACGGAGCUGUUGUCCCUGCUGCUGGAGGCCCAGGCCACGGUGGAUAUCAAGGACAUCAACGGCAUGCGUCCCCUCCACUACGCAGCAUGGCAGGGUAAAGCAGACUCUGUCUUAUUGUUGCUGAGAGCUGGAGCUUCAGUCAACUCCACUUCCCAUGACGGACAGAUGCCGUUACAUCUCUCUGCUCAGUAUGGACACUACGAGGUGUCUGAGAUGUUGCUGCAGCAUCAGUCUAAUCCCUGCCUGAUGAACAAGGCGAAGAAGACUCCUCUAGAUCUGGCCUGCGAGUUUGGGAGACUGAAGGUGGCUCAGUUGCUGCUGAGCAGUAACAUGGUGACAGCGCUGUUGGAAGGGGAUGGAGGGCACGACGGCCUGGAAUCUCCAUCCACCACUCCCCUCCACCUGGCAGCCAGGAAUGGACACAAAGACAUAAUCAAGUUGCUGCUCAAAGCCGGUAUCGACAUAAACAGAGCCACCAAAGCGGGGACGUCUCUGCACGAGGCUUCCCUCUAUGGCAAGACUGAAGUGGUGCGACUGCUGCUUGAUGCGGGCGUCAAUGUGAACAUGCGCAACACGUACAACCAGACAGCUUUGGACAUCGUCAACCAGUUCACCACCUCCACAGCCAGCAGGGAAAUCAAACAGCUGCUGAGAGAGGCAUCGAGCUCUCUCCAGGUCCGAGCGGUGAAGGACUACUGGAACCUCCACGACCCCACCGCUCUCAACCUCCGGGCUGGAGAUCUUAUUAUGGUCCUGGAGCAGCAUUCAGACGGCCGCUGGAAAGGUCACAUCCAUGACACCCAGCGGGGGACGGACCGGGUGGGAUACUUCCCCCCCUCAGUGGUGGAGGUCCUCAGCAGACGAGCAGGGGGCACUCUCUCCCGCAAUGCCUCCAUGCCUUGCCAACGACUACACUUUGCGUCCAGAGCUCCUCCCUCAAUCCAAGGCCCCGCCCCUCAGACUGAUGACUCAUACACCCUCGGCUAUGAUCCCACAGGUGCUCGACCUGACAGUCAGCUCUCUGUCCCAACUAGUCCUGCUAGCUCCACUCAGGACAUUUGGGUCCUCAGGAGCUCUCCCACCGGUGACAGAAACAGCGUCGGGAGUACCGGCAGCGUGGGCAGCAGCCGCAGCGCUGGCAGCGGCCAGAGCUCCGAGAGCGGCCACAGACAGAACGGGAUUCAAAAUCGCCACAAUGCUGACACUGGCAAGCUGGCUCCCUCUGCUGGUGAAUUAGGAGACCGUCUCCACAUUGCAGGAGCAGACCACAGCAAACAGGCUGAUGGAUCCACAGGUGGUUCCCGUCGGCAGGUCAACGGCACUCUUCAAAGAGGCUUCGUGAGGCCAGAAGAACUUCUGGAGGGCAAGGACUCUGAGGCCAUCUACCAGUGGCUGUAUGAGUUCCAGCUGGAGCAGUACACAGCCAACUUCAUCAACGCAGGAUACGAUGUACCCACCAUCAGCAGGGUGACCCCAGAGGACCUGACAGCCAUCGGAGUCACCAAACCAGGCCACAGAAAGAAGAUCUCAAUGGAGAUCGGCAAGCUGAGCAUCCCCGAGUGGCUGCCUGAUUACAUCCCUUCGGACCUGGGGGAGUGGCUGAGUGUGAUCGGACUGCCUCAGUACCAGAAGCGAUUGUGUGACAAUGGCUAUGACUCCAUAACCAUCGUCAAAGACAUCACCUGGGAGGACCUGCAGGAGAUAGGCAUCACCAAACUGGGCCAUCAGAAGAAGCUAAUGUUAGCAGUGAAGAGACUCAGCGACCUGCAGCGUUCUCGUAACCAUGCCGACAGAGCCGGAGGCGGGACCCUCCGACGGAAGCCCCCCACCGCCCUGGAGCUGGUGGCCAUCGAGCACACGCCGACGCACAAUGCGCACGCUCACGCUACCGCCGACGACUGCUGCCCCUCCCCUCGAACCCCCAGGGCCCUCCUCUCCUUCCAGGACAGCGAGCUGAGCGCCGAGUUGCAGAACGCUAUGAUGGGCAGGGCGGGAGGAGGAGCCGCCGAGGCGUUCGGCAUCAGGGGCGUGACCUCUGCAGCAGCUAUAUCUAUCAGUCAGGAGAGCAUUAGCAUGCGAUCACGGGGAUCAGGGAAUUCUGGAAAUUCUGGAAAUUCUGGAAAUUCUGGAAAUUCCAAUUCAGGAUAUUCUCAAGAUCACCAAGCCGCCCAGUCUUCAACCAGGGUAUCCAGCCGGUCAGAGGAGAGUCUGGGGUGUGGUGCGGGAGAAGAGGCCAAGCGUGGAGGGAGCAGUCCUGGAGAUAGAGGUCGACAGAGACCCACAGAGAUGUGGGAGCACCUGAGUCGCUCUGCUACUCCCAACAAACUGCCCUUCUCUCCACUAACACCUCCGCUAACCCCCAGCAAGAUGCCUCGCUUUGCCUACCCGGCCGUCCCACCAAAGGCCAAACACUUCCAGUCCCCUAACCGCCUCUCUCAGCACCACCCGACCACCUCCCCUUCCUCUCCGUCCCCGCAGCCUUCCCCCUCACAGAAGGCCUUCAGUUACCUCCACGCCCAGGCCGGAGGCGUCAACGGGGCUCCACGGCCGCUCUCCAAACCGCUGCCCGGAGCGGUCCUUCUGCUGGGACCCCUGCCUGGACAGGGCCCAGCUGAUGUCGCCCAGAGGGGCCCGCACAAAAAGCGCGCCCAAAGCCUGACUCGCUACGCUUUGUCCGACGGCGAGCCAGACGAUGACGACGACCUCGCUCCCAGCUGCACCUCAGCUUCCUCUGCGGUCAUGCCCUCCUACGCCACCCUGUCGCGCAGGCCGGGACGCGGGCACACGAGCGCCACGGGGACCCAACGGCACUUCAACCGCAGCCAAUCGUUCGCUGUGCGAUCGCGACGCAAAGGCCCACCCCCAGUGCCGCCUAAGAGGAUGAGCUCGGUAAGCGGCAGCCCGACACGCCAACCGGGAAACGGGAAUGUGGUGGAGCCAGAGGUGAAGGGAGGGGUGGAGACGGAGGGUGCGGGCAGCGUGAGGAGCAUCGCAGCCAGGCUAGAGGGAAGCAGCAGCAGCAGCAGCAGUCCAUCCAGGAGGAUAGAUAUACCACCAACUCACAUCCAAGUUUCACCUGUUUUCAUCCCCAUUUCCUCCCCAAUUCCACAUGGAAUGACUCCCCACAUCAUCCUACACCACUCCAAACCUGUCCCUGCUCUGGGCCUGGGGGGCCUGAGGAGGACAGGAAGUGAGAGGACAGAAGUGGAGAUUGACAGACAAAGAGGCGGAGGCACACAGGGAUCACUAAAAGAGAAAGCAAGGCAAAGCGAAAGAAUUUCAAAGAGUGCUACUGCAUCUCCAAAGCACACUUUUGGUGAACACCUCCCUUUUGCCGAUGAAGGCAACCUCACUAUCAAACAGCGGCCCAGGAUAGCAGUUGCCCCCCGCACAGACGCUGACGUCAGGACUCCUCCAGAGCAUCCGGCACAGACCCCGAACAGCCUGGACCUCCCAGAGUUCAAUUUGAAAGAGUCUGACACGGUGAAAAGACGACACAAACCCAAAGACAAAGACUCGUUGACACCUGAGGAGGCCACCUCCCCCAGCAGAGACUACAACCACCCGCAGACCAACAGCCUCCACACACCUAAUGAUGUCAGGGUGCCGAGCGAUGAUGAAUCUAUGAGGCCGGGGAAUAUGUUUCAGAGAGUAGGCUCCAUGGGAAAAGGCCCGAAGCCUCCAGUGUCCUCAAAACCUUCCAGUCCUCUUAAACAACCGCCUAACAGCAAACCAACAACCCCUCAGAAAACAGUUCAAGCUAGUGCACAAACAGCCAUUCCUAAACUCACCAGCGUACAGAUUCACACUGUCUCUCCAAAGCUGGGCGCCAUGAUACACUCAAGUAUACCCAGCUCCAAGCCUGUGAACCCACAGACAGUGAUGUCCAAGCCUGAGAGUCCACAGAAAGCACCUGUUUUGUCUGUAUCAAGACUCCCUCAGCCCAGCAUGGUCCCGGCAUCAACAGCAGGACUGAACAUCAUUAUGGUCCAGAGCGUUGCGUUCGCUGCUCCGUCCUCCCCAGCUCCGGCCCCUUCGUACCCCACCUCGGCCCCACUGGGUCAGGCAGGGAAAACAGGGACACCCCUAGUUGGUGCGGCUGGUCUGGAGGUGCUGGCUCAGAAGAGGCUGGAGCAAACCAGUACAUCACUGGAGGCUGCUCUCAAAGUGGUGGAGAACCAACUGGCACAUGGGAGCACUGUGGACAGUGGCGGCAGCACAGUGAAGGCUGCGGGAAAUAUUCUCGAUGACAUCGGCAACAUGUUCGACGACCUGGCUGACCAGCUGGACGCCAUGUUGGAGUGACAAGGAGAUCAAAAUGAACCUUUGAUGCUGGUAAAGAACAGAGACAGUGGAGGGAUCAUCACUCUGGAUGAAUCAAUAAGAUGCUUUAUUUAAUCCCUCAAAAAGUGCACAUUUGAGGAUUUCCUGCACAACUUUCUUUUUCCAAUAUUGCCCAGUUUUUUUCCAACGCGAGCACUUCGCCUUAGGACACACACCUGGGAAUGUUAUUGGAGCUACUACAAACAGCAGCUGCGAGAUCAGCUUCCUUAACAUCUGUGUGUGUGUGUGUUCGGUAUAUUAUCACUAAAAGGGAAUAAGGGUCCAUUUUAUUCACAUUACCUGUAAAUAUAUAUGGAUGAGUCUAUGGUGGCACUGUGUAUGUGUGUAGUCAGAUAUCUUUAUACUGAGUAUAUUUAUACUUCUAUAUGUUUGUUUUUUAACAAAUGGAGUUCCUAUUGACUGUCUAAAUCGUUCUAAGUGUAUAUUAGCAUAACUGUGUUAUAUAUAUUUUGCUGCUUAUUGUCUAUAACAUGGAAAAAAAAAAUGUUUAUUGUAUUUAAAGCAGCAUAUUCCUGAU
This is a messenger RNA of Sebastes umbrosus (honeycomb rockfish), 5568 nucleotides long. RefSeq names its product caskin-2 (gene caskin2a). Gene Ontology annotation, molecular function: protein binding. The record is from RefSeq and is a predicted model, not a curated record. The coding region runs from base 525 to 5012 and encodes 1495 amino acids. Lineage: Eukaryota; Metazoa; Chordata; Actinopteri; Perciformes; Sebastidae. The transcript is spliced from 22 exons.